CGUUAUUCCCAACUGUCAGUUCAGAUCAAAGACUGCACGCUUGAAAACCUUUACGGCAAAUCAACUGGAUGAAAUUAAAGAUCCCUCUGGUCUUUUUUACAUUCUGCCUUUUCAAAAAGGCUACUUGGUCAACUGGGAUGUCCAGAGACAGGUUUGGGAUUAUCUUUUUGGAAAAGAAAUGUAUCAAGUGGAUUUUGUAGAUACCAAUAUUAUUAUCACUGAACCUUAUUUUAACUUCAGUUCAAUACAAGAAUCCAUGAAUGAAAUUCUAUUUGAAGAAUAUCAAUUUCAAGCAGUUCUUAGAGUAAAUGCUGGAGCUCUUAGUGCGCACAGGUAUUUCCGGGAUAAUCCAUCCGAGCUGUGUUGUAUCAUUGUGGAUAGUGGAUACUCUUUUACACACAUUGUACCUUAUUGUAGAAGUAAAAAGAAGAAAGAGGCAAUCAUCAGGAUUAAUGUUGGAGGAAAACUCUUAACCAACCAUCUAAAGGAGAUAAUCUCUUACAGGCAGUUACAUGUUAUGGAUGAAACGCAUGUAAUUAAUCAAGUGAAAGAAGACGUGUGUUACGUUUCUCAAGAUUUCUACAAGGACAUGGACAUUGCCAAAUUGAAAGGAGAGGAAAAUACUGUAAUGGUAGAUUAUGUUUUGCCAGACUUCAGCACAAUCAAAAAAGGAUUUUGUAAG
Messenger RNA from Apaloderma vittatum (bar-tailed trogon), 682 nucleotides. RefSeq names its product ARP6 actin-related protein 6 homolog (yeast) (gene ACTR6). Gene Ontology annotation, molecular function: nucleosome binding. Lineage: Eukaryota; Metazoa; Chordata; Aves; Trogoniformes; Trogonidae. Gene Ontology annotation, cellular component: Swr1 complex. The transcript has 7 exons. The record is from RefSeq and is a predicted model, not a curated record. The annotation marks the transcript as partial.